AUGACAAAAAUUGAUAAAGAUGCUGUAAAUACCGCCUACGAGGAAGUUAGAGCAGACAACAGUGAAACCACUUGGUUCACAUUAAAAUUUAGUGGCACUACGAUUGAGCUGGAUGCCACAGGAGCUGAUUAUGAAGAAUUUCUGUCACAGUUUACACACGAUGAACGUAAGUUUGGCUAUGUACGUGUGCUGAUGGGAGAUGAAAUGAGCAAGCGUUCUAAGUUUGUCUUCAUAACUUGGGUAGGAAGAGAUGUUAGCGCCAUGCAAAAAGCAAAACUCAGUGUGGAUAAAUCAGUAGUGAAGAAUGUUAUUAAAAAUUUUGCCGUAGAAAUCUUAGCCGAAGAUCCAAGUGAUAUCUCCUUGGAAGCAGUGAAAGAGAAGCUUAGGAAAGCUGGAGGGGCUAACUACGGCACUGGAGUCGCCUCAUAA
Messenger RNA from Candidula unifasciata, 429 nucleotides. The record is from the annotation of a GenBank genome assembly. NCBI's taxonomy places the organism in Eukaryota, Metazoa, Mollusca, Gastropoda, Stylommatophora, Geomitridae.